AUGAAGCUUUGAGGUGCUGCAAAGCCUUUAUUACUAAUCUCAUAGUUGCAGAUUUAAUCGUACCUAAGGUAUACUAUCUGAGCCAUUCACUUAUGAGAGAGAGAGGGGUUGAGUACUAGGACAAUCGCACGUCGUGAAGUAUGGCUGAAGAUCCUUAUUUGGGACGGGUAAUCACUGCUUUUGAAGGCGGGAUAACUACGCGUAUAAUUACCCACCCUUCUCAUCCCAACCGAGCCUUCGCCUAUGACGUGACCUUCCUCCUGCAACACCCACGGGUCGUCGCAGUCGCGUCCCAAAGGCCCCCGCUACACUUCCAUCCCCACCAGGAAGAGUAUCUCCAGGUGCUCGAAGGGCGUCUGGCCGUAGAGGUCGAAGGCAAAGAACGCAUUCUUGCCCCUGAAGAUGGCGAGGUGGCCUUCCCUCCGUGGACGAACCACAGAUUAUACGCGCCGCUCGCCGGGGAUACGGACGGGAGCCUGAAGGUGACGAGAUUCUUACUUUCGGCGGCGAAAACCGCCGAGCCGUUCAGGCUCGAUACCGUCUUCUUCGAGAAUUGGUAUGCGUACCAGGACCAAAUUGUGGUCAAGGGCAAGAAGGUCGACUUAAUACAGGUCAUGAGCACGUUUGAUGCAGGCGGUUCUUACCUUUCACUGCCCAAGUGGAUACCGUUCAGCAAGACGUUGGCAUAUGCCUUGGGUGUUGCGGUAGGUAGAUGGCUGGGCGGAAUCCUAGGAUAUCAGCCAUUCUACCGUGAAUGGACGACAGAUUGGCAAUCAGCAUGUCACAAGAUGGAGAUGUCUGUCUUUCAAAGGCGGUUCGCAGACCGAGCCAAAGUUGAGUAGAAUGAUCUUUGCAUUAGGUAUCUCACUGGAUUGAACGACGCUUAUUCAGUAGCCCUUGCUCCUAUCGUACACGUAAAAUCCCAAGAAUUCCCUUAGAUGUAAAUUGUCCGCUGGUAUUUGGAAAUCAAAUUUGUGAUUCGACAACUUCAUUCUUAAACACCCCGCUUAAACAUCAAACAUUUGCUCCCCUGAUCUCUCUAUUCCCAGAUGUGCGACGUUCAUAUAAUUGAAAUGGCGGUGUCCUCUUUAGUGAUCUUUGCCCAUUCGGCGCUCUUAACCCACAGUUUUUCCUGCGUAUCUUCGUUAUAACUAUCGGGGGAACUGGGCUCCUUUUUCAACGUGAGGAGAUAGCCACGCUCUCCUGG
Daldinia caldariorum is the source of this 1207-nucleotide messenger RNA. RefSeq lists its product as uncharacterized. The record is from RefSeq and is a predicted model, not a curated record. Bases 141 to 842 code for a protein of 233 amino acids. NCBI's taxonomy places the organism in Eukaryota, Fungi, Ascomycota, Sordariomycetes, Xylariales, Hypoxylaceae. The transcript is spliced from 3 exons.